Molecule: messenger RNA, 1500 nt
Organism: Trypanosoma cruzi
Lineage: Eukaryota; Euglenozoa; Kinetoplastea; Trypanosomatida; Trypanosomatidae
Exons: 1
Coding region: 1-1500 (499 amino acids)
Source: RefSeq, a predicted model, not a curated record
AUGUCCAGUGACGAUGGGGUUAUGAGGGUGGACGAGUACUUUCCCAUCACGGAGCGUUCAUUCAGCGUCAUUAUCCGCCAGUACGAGAUUGAAGCGGCUGCUGCUCGUGCAGAUGCCGCCACCAGAGAAGAAGAGUCCCCCGAGAAUAGCAGGGAGUUAACGCUGAUGGCACAGUACUUGGAGGAUCUUGCCAAUGAUGCGAGGCGACUGCAUCGCAAACUGCAGGCGAGUGAUGGCGGUCCAGUGGCGACAACAAAUUGGUCCGCAGAAGAUGUAAGCACCCUGCGUUUAUUGGGGUUUGAUGUGAGCCGCAUCAAUGUGGCUGCAGCGGAAGAGCAGCGUCCUCAAGUACCCAACCUGGACAAGUUGCUUGCCAUGGAAAGGGAAAUACAGAAGCUCCAGACAAGGGUAGAUGAUUUGACAGCAGCGAAUGCAGCAUUACGUGAAAAAGUAACUGAGCAAAACUGCACGGGACUCCAGCUUCAAGUGGAAGAGAACGACAUGUCCGAUGAAUUAGAAGCUCUUACAGAGGGUCUUAAAUCUCUGAAGGCUGCCUACUUGAGUAAGCAUGAGGAUUGUUUUGCUGCACAGGAGAUGCAGAAAAGAUCUACCUUGGCUUUUAAUGACAUUUAUCUUGGAGGCCGUAAAUCACACAAGACGGCGGUGGAGUUUCAGCAGUAUCCAUCCAGCGGUCUUGCAGAAGCCAUUCGCAUUUUCCGCGGUGUGGUUGCCUGUCACCGUGUGCGUUACCACGUUACGGGGGAUUCGUCUGGCAAGGUUGAUGCGAUUGAUAUGGCUGUUGUUCGGCUGCUCAAUGAUCUUGAAUUUCCGUUUCCCGUGACAAUCCGACGGCUGGGCGCCAGUGGAGACUAUUUUAUUGACCGCCGCGUUGAGAUCAAACUUGUCGGGGAACAGUUAGUUGUAAGGCCAUGGCCGGCUACAGGCGUCCAUCAAGGGUUGUCUGCCGACAGGAAAUGCCCACCACGCUAUGAACACCUGGCAAAGUAUCUUAUUCACCUCUACUCUCCAGCCCUGGAUUUGGACAGGGCCGCAAAAGGCGGAAGAAGAGACGGGGCAGGGGUAAAUUCUGCUGAGGGACGCCCGAACAACGACAUCGCCGCUCUCAAACGCCAGCAACGGGAGCUUCAACGUGCCCUGGAGGAUCGUCAUGAGCAGUUGCAUGAAUAUCAGAAGCAACUUGUGGCGGGUCUUUCACCACUAGCGAAUGAGUGCACGUUGAGGGACGAUGCAACAGGCCCUUCUGUUGAGCUGCGAGUUGAAGAACGAAAUCGAAAAGUUGAUGAGAGCAUCUCCGAGUCGGAAUCUUAUCCGUCUGCGGGGACGAACGACCGGGUUGCUCAUAUACUUCGUUUAAUGGAGACGAAUGGACGGAUUCCUGAUCCUUCGCGUCUUUCCGAAUCAGGCCUGCAACAUCUUAAAUAUGUGGCGUUGCAGCGGAAGACGCAUGCGUUGCAGCGGAAGACGCAUGCGUUGCAGUAG